This is a messenger RNA of Prorocentrum cordatum, 716 nucleotides long. The record is from the annotation of a GenBank genome assembly. Lineage: Eukaryota; Dinophyceae; Prorocentrales; Prorocentraceae.
GUGCGAUGGACAUUACCGAAGAGGAGGAGGUUUGGCUCGUGACCAACGCCGAAAGCACCCUGACCUACAAGGCCUGGACACACGCAAAGUGGCAAGCUCUUGGUGAGCCGGUGGAUUUCAAGUGGCAUAGCACACCCGCAUCCAGACGGCUGCAGAACGUCACCACCGACGGUCCUCCUGAUGACAAAGAAGACGGAGGCCUGGUGCAGUACAAGUGGGACGGGCAGUGGUGGACGCUCGCAUUCAUAUACAAGAGCGACGAGGGAGGAUCCGAUAACGUGUUCACGCCCCCACGUCUGCAGGAGAUGUGCCGCCUCGAGGCCCUGGUUCUGAAGCAGCCCCUCACCUGGGCCGUGAGCGACUCGGCGCCGCGCCUCUUCUACGAGGACACGGCCGAGCACGCGAGCUGCCCCGAGCUGGACCAGGACGCGGUCAGCGCGAAGCUGGAGGAGAUGCACCUGGACGUGGCCGCGAGGGGCGCUGCCUCGCAGUACGCCAGAUUCGUCCACCCGUCCUUUGCCAGCACCGGCACGAGUGCAUACAGUCGCACCGUGAUGGAGGUCAUCGGUCCCAAGGGCAGGGACGCGGAGGACCACAAAAGGCAGGUCACCGAUGACGUCAUCCUGAAGGACCUCGGCCUGUCGUACGGCUUCCUCCGCUCGGCGUUGCAGGCCGAGGCGGACCGAUUCAGCAGCCGUCCGGACCGCUGCGGGUGA